AUGAGGGUUGCUAGGGCGGACAACAGUCAACAGGGUAAGAAAGGAGCAGGGAGAUCGAGGAGGAAUCGAGGAGUGGGUGGAGUGUCAAAGGGUUUUGCACUGAAGCGUGGGAUGGGUGGGAGAAAGGGAGGAGCACGGGGGAGGAAGAGUAGUCGGAGCAAGGGGGCUUGUGGUCGGCUGGAUGGUGAAGAGGAGGCGGAAAGGUUGAGGGUGAGGGGGCAGAGGGAGGAGGGAGAGGAAGGAGGGGAGGGAGGGGAGAGAGGGAGACAUUUAGAAGAGGAGGAUAGCGAUGUGGUUCUGGUGGAGGGACCUGGGGAGGGGAGGCUGGGCGAGGAGGAGAAAGAGGGGUGCGCUGGUGUGGGGAGUGGUGCUGCGGGUGUGGGGGGCGAUGAGGGGAAUAGGACCUUGGACGCGUCUCAGAAAUCCGUUGGUGUGGGGAGUGAUGAGGGAAGUAAACGUUUGGACGCGUCUCAGAAAGGUGUUGGUGUGGGGAGUGAAGAGGGGAGUAAGGACUGGAAGGAGAGGAAUUUUUUUGCUAUCGAGCCAAGGAGUGGGGAAGUGGGGAGCGGAGAGGGGGAGGAAGGAGAAGGAGAGGAGGUUGAGGAGAUUAUAAUGGAGGAGAGGGAGGAAGACGAGGAGACUGAGGAGGGGGAAGAGGAGGGAGACGAUGAGGGAAAGGAUGAGGAGGAAAAGGAAGAAGACGAGGAGGAGGAUGAGGAGGAGGAGGAGGAGGAGGAGGAGGAGGAGGAGGAGGAGGAGGAGGAGGAGGAGGAGGAGGGGGAGGAGGAAGAGGAGGAGGAAGAAGAGGAGGAAGAGGAAGCAGACGGGGGCAAGGAAGGAGAUGAUACCAAAGGAGCAAAUGAUGAGGAUGGAAGAGGUAUCGAGUGGUAUGGGGGGGAUGAGGGGAGCCCGGAUGAGCACAGAGUUUUGACAGACGAGAGGGGUGGCAGGGGUGGGGAGAAGGACCACCAUAUAGGGCGCCUGCACUCCUGUGCAGCAUGCAUGCACGGCUGGGGUAAGGGGAACGAUAAUGGACUCGUGCACUCCUGCACCGCCUUUGUGCACGCUGUGCCGUAUGUCAGCCUGCUGCUGCCGCAUGUCACCUUCACUCUGCAUGGGCUGUGCGGUCCAGAUGAGCAAGGGGAAAAAGGAGAUCUAGAGGAGCAAGAGCCAGAUGUUGAAAGUGUGGUUCUCACUGUAGCAGCUUCAAUGGCAGCAGCAGCAGAAGAAGCAGCAGCACCAUUAGAAGCAGCAGCAUCAUCAACGGCAACUGCUUUAACUACCACCCUCUCUCCAGCUCUCUCCUUCCCUCUCCCGGCCUUCUACCGGUGGGCAUCAGCGUGUGAGCGGUUGAGUGCAGCAGCAGUGGGGGCCACGGAGGCCUGUGGGGCGGACAGCUGGCUCAUGUCACACCUGCUGCUGCAAUCAGUUCAUUUCUCGUGUACCGGAGAGGUGGCACAUGGAGAGAUGGUGGCAGGGGCUGCAUCAAUAUACAUGCAGUAUGCAAGGGCACAGGACGACCUGAGAAAGGCCCUCGAAGCUUGCCGGUUGCAGGCGUCUAGGCGCAGGGGCGCACCUGCCAGCCCUGCUGGGAUACAGGACUUGAGCUUCCUGCUUGACAAGCCCCUCCUCGUCUUAGCCCCUCCUCGCUUCCCUCCCCGCCUUCCCCCUUCGUCUUUCCUCCUCGCCUUUUCCCUGCGCGACCUUCCCCCUCCUCGCUUUCCUCGCUUCUCCCCCUCCUCGCUUUCCUCGCCUUUCCCCCUCCUCGCCUUUCCCCCUCUUCGCUUUUCCCCCUCCUCGCCUCUCCCUCUUCUCGCCUUUCCGUACCUUCCCCCCUUCCCUCAAAUACCCUUAACCGCCUCCUCCCCCUCUCUUGCACCCCAUUCCCCCACUUUCAUUCCCGCUCCGUGUAGGUCUCUGUUUCCUCUUCAGCGCAGCCUUGGGCCGAGCCUAACCGCACACGGAGUGGGCUUUGUGGGAGUUUCUUCUCCUGCCUUCAAGAAACGAGAGGGCAAGGAGAUGACAGAGGAGAAAGCAGAACAGGAAAGGAGGAGUGGAGAACCGUUAGAAACGAGAGAGGAGGGAGAGGGGUUAGGGGAAGUAGGGAAGGGAGAAGGGAUUGGGGAAGGCGAAGGGGAAGGGGAGCGAGGGGAGGCGAAGGAGGGAGGGGAGAUUGACCAGGGAAAGGGGAGAAAGCGGAGGAGGAUCAUUCGCUUGAGUGAAGGAAAUGAAGAGGAGAACGAAGGGGGGGAUACAAACGAUGACGAAGAGGAGGGGUGGGGAGAAGAGGAGGAGGGGUGGGGAGAAGAGGAGGAGGGACGUCAUCGCAGGGAAUGCUUUGAAGCCAUUAAGAAGUGCCUGGAAGCUUGUGACGGGGCAGAGGGGACGAAGGGGGCGGAGGGGGCGGAGGGGGCGGAAGAGGCGGAUGAUGCAGAAGGGACGAAGGGGCUGGAGGGACAAGGUGGCAGCAGCCUGAGCAGCAUGGAUGACGAGCAGCCGCAAGAGACAAGCAAGCUUAUAGUCUUUAACCUGUUUGCCCUUGAAGCAUGGCACAUAGCGGAACAUUUCGAAGUCAAGUGCAUGGCUGCUGCGCCCUACGUCAUGCCUUACAGGCCUCCCCACCAGUUCCCUUCGCUCUUUGCUCGCAGCCACCCGUCCCUUUUCCGCCGGUUGCAACGAGCAGUUAGCCCACACGAGCUAUCAUGGGCGGAGGUGUCAGAAUGGAUGUGGCCGCUGCUCUUCCCCUGCCACCGGUGGGCACGGUGGAGGGAAGCUUCUCUGUGCCUUCCUCCCUGCGCUCUCCUGGAUCCGGUAACAGAUGAGCCGACCCACGAAUGGCCUGCGCCCACACCCUUGCUCUGCUCUACCAGUACUUCCACCCUCCUCGCGUGCUGGGCGUACCGCGUAGCCAGAACAAUGUGUUCUAUGUGGGCUUCAGUUCCAUGGGCAGCUGAAGCCCUCAACCUGCGAGCCGUGGUCGUGACAAGUGGCGACAGCGCAUUGGAGGAGGCAGUCGCUGCAGUGUGCAGGGACGAAAAGCAGCACGUGCAGGAGCAAGAGGAGGAGUGCUGGCGAAAAAGAGCAGCAGAUUUGGUUGCAAGGGGCAGAGGCGAAAUGCUGUCAGUGGAUGAGAAACGGUGGCUGUUGUCCCAGCGACCAUCCCAACCAACACCACCCCAAUUGUCAACCUCACCGCUCUUGCCUCUCGGCCUUCCCAGGAUGUUUGCGGGUGGGAUGGUCCUUGCCCUUCGGGGCCCUGUCUCUCACGAGUGGCUCUUCCCCCGCUGCUGCUUUGUGCUGCACCAUGCCGGCAGCGGCACCACAGCAGCAGCACUGCGAGCAGGCGUGCCCCAGCUCCUCUGCCCCUUCAUUCUCGACCAGCACUACUGGGCUCACCGCCUCUGCUACCUUGGGGUCGUCCCCCCUCCUCUCCGCCCGUCUGACCUCAUGCCUGUAGAGUCGGCGCACCAUUCACCAGUAGCAACCGUCGUGAGUCGCUUCGCUGCUGCAUUGGGUGUGGGCAUGAGGGAGCGCGCACAGGAGCUAUCACGAGAGAUACAGACAGAG
Closterium sp. Naga37s-1 is the source of this 3567-nucleotide messenger RNA. The record is from the annotation of a GenBank genome assembly. NCBI's taxonomy places the organism in Eukaryota, Viridiplantae, Streptophyta, Zygnematophyceae, Desmidiales, Closteriaceae.